UAAAAAAUGAAGCGCAAAUUACUUUUAUUUAAAAACCAAAGAUUAGAAAGUAUUUAAUCAUAAAUUAUUGCACUAAUCAAAGUCACUAGUGAUUUGAAAGAGAUAGGCUGUCAAAGAUAAAUCUGAUAUGAAGUCAUACUAAUGAAGAAUUGGCUGUAUGAAUUCCAUCCAAGGCCGUUAAACUUAAAAAAAAAAGGAGAUAGGAUUCACAUUCAGAACAUACUAUGUGAAAUUUCAACAAGAAAUGACUAAUUUAAUAUUAAGAUUCAGUGCUAUCAAAACUAAAUUCUUUGCACUGACUGUGUUCGCCCUAUCUCUGUAUAUUCUGUUUAUAUAUUUACUAAGUGAAAAAUUUUAUUUUGCUAACAAAAAGUUGCCACUUUCAUCGGUGGAAUUACCCAAUGUUGUUGUGCAUAUCGAUUUGAAGGGGACACCGCUGAAGCUGACUUAUUUGGAGUCACUUUUUCCUUUGAUGAGAAGGUAUGGGGUAAAUGGCCUUCUCAUGGAAUAUGAAGAUAUGUUCCCAUAUGAAGGUAAUUUAGCCAACUUGAGUGCCGAAUACUGUUACAGCAGAGUUGAGCUCAAGAAAUUUCUUCGUAAAGCCAAACAGUCAGGCUUUGAGAUUAUUCCACUGAUACAGACUUUUGGACACUUAGAAUAUGCUUUGAAACUAGCUGAAUUCCAACAUUUGAGGGAAGAUCCAUUGUAUCCAGAUUCCAUCUGCCCUAGUAAAAUAGAGAGCUUACUCUUUCUAGAGGAAUUAAUUAAACAAAUAAUAUGUUUCCACGAGACUGUUACUGCAUUGAAUUUUGUCCACAUCGGUUGCGAUGAAGUUUUUCAUUUAAACCAAUGCCAACAAUGCAAAGAGAGAUUGGGGAUUAUAAACAACCAAGAUCUGUUGCUACAACAUGUACGGUUUAUAUCCGAAGUCGUGAACUCCUUGAGUGCGAAAACGACAAUUCUCAUCUGGGAUGACAUGCUGAGGGAUAUAAAGGCCUACGUAUGGUUAAAUAUCGAGCCGUUCAACAACGUACACCCAGUGUAUUGGGACUAUGGAUCGACACUGCGAGUGACGCAUAAAAACCUUUAUGCUUACCAUAAGAAUUUUCCUCACAUUUGGAUCGCGUCCGCUUAUAAAGGUGCCGACGGCAGGAUCAGUACAAUGAUGAACGUCAGAGAACGAUUUCUCAACAAUUUUCGUUGGAUGCGGUACAUCCUUGACUACAAAUUCGGUGGUGAAGCUUCCUACACGUUUAAUGGGAUUAUUCUCACUGGCUGGUCCAGAUACAGUCAUAUGGAUCCCCCGUGCGAACUACUUCCCGUCUCGAUUCCAAGCCUCGUCCUAAAUUUAUUGGUCAUUCAGAAUUUCAAAUCAGGCUUUAGUGGCGCUGGAAUUAAUAAUGAGCGCGUUGUUGUUGAAAAUUUCUUUCGCGAGCACAUAAAUGUCGAGUUGAACAAAAGCUUUAAAUGUCUAACUAACUAUGAUAAUCUAGACUUCAGUGUAUGCAAAUUCGAGGGGCAAGAGCUUUAUAAAAUUAUGAUACAAUAUAUUUUAAUGAAAAAAGAAAUUUCUAAAGAAUUAAGUAGCGAAACCAAUGCCAUUGCUACUUUAGAAUAUUAUUCAGAACAAGGAUCUAUAAACAUGAACAACGUACUCGAAAUAAAGGAAUAUUUAGUGACAAAACUUGACUAUUUAAAAAAUUUAGAAAAUCUAUUGGUCAAAGAAAUAUCAAAAUAUUAUCACUACGAUUUUGCAAAGGAAUAUACCAAAUAUAAAAGCUUUCAAACUAAGAAUAAAUUGACUAAAUUAUUAAAUAUUUUAAAUAAUUACAUGCAAAAAAGAAUAUGGAACAGAAGAACCGUAUCGAAAAUAUCAAAUGUCUCAACUCAAGGUUUAUUGUAAUAAAUUGCAUUUACACUAGUUUUUUUUUGUGUAAGCCAUAAAAUCAGACAUCAUAGGCUAUCGUAAGCCCUAUGACUAACCCGAGGCAUUCGACAGCCUGUCAAAAAUAAGUUGUUAAUCUUUAUAUCUUUGGGCGCAUAAUACUUAGUAGUUUCCGAAACUUAGUCUUAUGUCAAACUUAAAAGCUAAUCAUGUUUAAACCUCAUUAUAUAUCUAUUACACUUGCGCUUAACAACUUAACCUUAACUAGCCUCAACUUCAUUUAUAAUACGAUUUAAAAUACGACUUUAAAAAAUACUACUAAAUGCACAAUUAUGAACACAAUUAAAAUAUUUUCUCGGCAUAUUACCCUGCAAGUAUUUAUGUGGGCCUUUAUAACAAGCACCUAAUUUACUAUAAGUCAUGAACCUAGCAGAGUGCAUCGACUUUUACAAUGACUAACACCAAGAUGCUCAACCGAAAUUUUACUGAUUAAUAUUUUAUGAAAAAGCAAAUAUGUAACUUAUACCAUGCAUACGCGUUUCUACAAUUUUUUUCUAAAAGGAUUAUUGAAUAUCAGUAUUUUAUGUAGGUAUAUGUACAACCUCCACGCAAAUACUUUACGAUGUUAUAUCAACUUUUUCGCUUAACCGAACCACCAAACUUUUAAAAUACCGCUCUUGCAGUCCAAAAUUAAUUUGUAAUAAAAUAUUUUCGCCCUUAACUGAAAGUUUUGAAAUAUGCAAACGAAAAACUUAAUAAUCGCAAAUUUUUCAUAAAAUAAUAUAGGUGAGGACCAAUUUUUGGAAUUAUUAAAAUUAUUUAUCAAAAUAAAUACAUCAAAAUAUUAUCAAUUUAUUUGUGAAUAAAAUCAAAGAACAAAUCAACAUAAUUAUGUGAAAAAAAAUCAGAACUGUCAAGUUCCUCUGCACGUAUUUUAAAUUUUAAAAUUGUUCAUAACCCAUAAUUGGAAAAAAGGACCAUAUUUUACCAGCCCAAAUUUUUCUUUACGACCCCGCUUGUGGGCAAGCUGUUUACAGUAUAUUUAUGUGGACUUUUUGUACAUAAAAUCAGCUGUUUUGUUACUAAGGACACCUUGGACAGCCGCGCCUGGUGCUUGGUAUCCGCUAUUACUUAGCCCAUAGGAGGCUUGAAUUUCUCCGGCGGCCUGGCAACCUUGACGGAUGAGUUUGUUUAGUCUAGACAAUUACAUUGUCAUUUGAAGUUAGUUUGUUGUAUUUUUAUAUAAUUCAUGUUUGUUUUUUAUGCCUUUUUUAGUUUUAAUAGUUUAGUGUAAUAUUAAUUUAUUGGUCUUUACGCUCUUUCUGAUUGCAUGUCGGCAAAUUCCGUCCCUGGCAGUGACAGCGCGUACAAUUAAUAAAAUGUCCUAAGUGUUCACAACCCUGGUUUCUUAAAGGUAACCGGGGGUAAUAUACACGCUGGCAGCGGCACAUAUACUCCUGCUUCUUUGCCAGCAGUUUCUCCAUCUCUAAAUUCGGGCAACCAACCACUUUGGCAAACUAUUGGUAAUUUUAAAAAUGCCCUUUCCGUUCUAAAAAGAACCCCUCGUUCUGCAAGGCCCUCAGUCGCUGUUUCUUUAUCACAAUGUAUCGAACAUGUGCUAAGAGCAAACACGUCCAAGAGGUGGGCAGAACUCCUAAUAAUUUCCUACACAAUUUUACAUAAGUAUUAAUCAAAAUAGUACUUGUUCUUCACUCACACAAAAAAUAAAGGAGAAUUGUCGCCUAAAUCCUUCUGUUCAUUCUUUAGUCAUUCCUGCCUCUCGGCCUCGAAUUCAGCAGUUCUCCCAAAAAAAUGUUAAAAAUCAUUCCUCACAUGCUGGUCGAGUCUCCUGGCACGCCUGCAGCAAUGACGUCAUCCGCAGGACUCUUGUCGUUGUCUAUGUGCCAGCGGUUAUAGAGCCUAGUGGCAUCUUCUGUGACGAUGGCAAGAGACCUUACGGAAAGAUGAUCAUUCCUUGGAAGCAGGGUCGUCCUCUUGUAUGGGAUGCAACUUGCGUGGAUACGCGUGCUCCGUGCCAUACAGGUAGUACCUCCCUAGCUGCAGGCACAACGGCGGCCUCUGCUAAGUGCUACAAGCGGUGCUAAUAUUCAGCUCUCAAUGUGAGCUACAUAUUUGUGCCGUUUAGUGUUAAGACUAUGGGAUCACGGGGCCCAAGCGCUCGUUACUUCUUUAAGGAAUUAUCUAAGAAACUCACUAAGGUAACUGGUGAUCAAAAUGCUGGUACCUAGCAUAUAUACCUAGUCAGAUCAUAAAUUCUGUUACAUGUUUAAUAUAAAAUAAUUGAAACAAGUUUAUUCAUUAUGUAACCAUUUAUAUACCAAAAUGAACUUAACAAAACAUAGAUUCUUAUGACGAUAAAGUUUAUUCAAAAUGACCUCCGUGAUUUUGAAUACAGGCCUUCAAUCUGCGCGGCCAGUCGUCUAUCACAACACGAACUAUCAAGGAUGUCUUGAGUGACUCCUAAUUGGGAUGAGGCUUUGAGCACGCCUUUUCCUCCAAGUGUUGCCAUAUCUUGUAAUCUAACGGACUCAAAUCUGGACUGGAGGAGGACCGGUCUUCGUGCCGGAUGAAGUCGAUUUCACAGCCAGUCUUGUGUGCUCUUCGCUCUAUGAGCUGGCGCCGAAUCUUGUUGGAAUACCCAGUGCCAGUUAUUGAACAUGGUAUGAGAAACAGGUUCCACAAGGUUCGUCAGGACUGUAUUUUGAUACACAACUACAUUUUUACACCUUUCUCACAAAGAUGUACCUCUGUUAAGCCCCAAUAAGAUACUCCCAACCAUACCAUGAGCGAGGAUGGAAAAUGUCCUCGUUGGACACGCGGAAUACGGUUGCUCGCUUCUUCACUACUGUGUGCGUACACCUUAUCAUUUUGUUGGUUGGAGCUCUCUUCUACGGUAAAUUUUUUUCAUCCGAAAAAAGAAUUUCCCUAUAUUUUUUUCCCGCGUACCGCUUCAACAAAGCGCUACAUCUCUUCAGUCUCAGGUCCAUUAGACGAGCAUUCAAACGAUGUCCUGUUUUUCUUCGAUAUGCCCGAAGCCCUCAUUUAACACCCUUUUCACCGUGGUUCUGCUUAACCCCAUAUGAAGGGCCAACAGUCUCUGUUUACGUUUGGGAUAUUUUGAAUUCGCGACUUCACAGCUUUUAUCACUGCUGGAGUUCUAACAGACCGAGGGCGACCACUUCUUGGCCUGUCAUCUAGACUAGAGUCUUUAUUGUAUCGUUUGAUGGUACAAUAAACAAUUCUUUUGGUUAUAUUCAAAAUUUUCAGUAUGUCAAAAAUUUGAAUUGGCGCGUAACCAACGAUGCAACGCAAUAACUGCAACACGGUCUUCUUUAAGCGUCCACUCCAUAUUUAAAAAUGAGUAAAACUCAAAAAAGUUCACAUUUUUAUUUUCAUGAACAAUUCGAAUACGAAUUCAAUAAACUUUAUUGUGGCCAGCAUUCUAAAAGAAUAGUUUUUACUGUGUGACAAAUACUUAUGACCUGACUGUGUACAUAGCUACCUUGGUCAACCGAUCAGCCUUGCUAUCCAAAGAGGAAAUGCUGCCAGCCUAUUAUGCACCAUUCCUGCCGGCGGCACUGGGAGUGAUAUAUUUCUUAUUUUGUAAAUUUAUUUUAAUUUAAGUAGGUAAGUUUUAAGAUAAUUAUAAUUUUAAGUUUUUAUACAUUAAGUGGUUUAAAGCUUUUGUAAUAUAAAUAUUUCUAUGUAAAAAAACAAUUAAUAUAAUAAAGGGGACAUAUUUAAGAAAACAAUCGUUUUACAAAUACCGCUACAAUUGGCCUUUUUAGGAACAUAGGUAUAUUUCAUAGCCCGUUAUAAAAACAUAA
This is a messenger RNA of Chilo suppressalis (striped riceborer), 5733 nucleotides long. The record is from the annotation of a GenBank genome assembly. NCBI's taxonomy places the organism in Eukaryota, Metazoa, Arthropoda, Insecta, Lepidoptera, Crambidae.